Molecule: messenger RNA, 5868 nt
Organism: Grosmannia clavigera kw1407
Lineage: Eukaryota; Fungi; Ascomycota; Sordariomycetes; Ophiostomatales; Ophiostomataceae
Product: phospholipase d1
Exons: 8
Coding region: 1-5868 (1955 amino acids)
Biological process (GO): cell motility
Molecular function (GO): catalytic activity
Source: RefSeq, a predicted model, not a curated record
AUGCUGGAUAAAACAACAAUACCCCUUGCCAGGACAUUGCUCGACCUCACCGUCCCGGUGACCGCCAGACGAGUAAAGACGUCGAUCUUCCCGGAUCUCUGCUACAGCUCGCGGGCCUUUUUCUCUCUGACUGCCGUGCUUUCAACCGGGGCUCAGAGAAAGGCCGAGAAAAACGAUAAUACGGAACGACUCGAAAGCGGCUGCACAACACUCGACCGCUCCAGAACAUCACUCCUAGCACUGCAGAGUUCGUGGAAAGUGCUCUACGUCUUCUGCAUCAGGAUGGGAACCGCUGCGGAGGAUGGCUCCCGGCUGUCGUCGAAUUCGGCGGCGAAAGACACAGACCUGCCAUCGAUACCCGAAGCGCCCUCUGCCGAAGCCAAAGCAACCAGCGCGGGAAACGGGCCAGCCAAUGGGGCCUCCUACAACAGCGAGGCCAGCGACGCCGAUGGAGCACCGACAAUGAAGAGAUUAUCUUUUGCGAUGAGACUUCCCAGCCUUCGGUUUGAGGCGGAGGACUAUCUAACUGGCGGAUUUGCACACAGCAUGGCGGUGUCCGCGGGUGACGAGGCUGCAGGCGGGACUGCUUCGCCAGGUGGCAUGUCUCCCGGAAUAUCGCCAGGAGCCAUUGCCGGACGGGCAGACGGCAUGACGACGCCACAGAUCCUAGAAGAGGGCGAGCUGAUGGAGUCGCCACCGGGGACACCAGGGCUGUCUGCCCGGCGAAGUGUGCAGUUCUCGGGACCGGAUAUCGUGGUGGACGCGCCAUUUGGCUCACACUCGCGGCAGAACUCGCUGGACGCGGGCAAUCCGUCGAGCUCGCGAUCACGGGCGUUUAUGGCCAAGCUGAAAGCACUGGCGGUGCAGGGAGGGCUGCCAUCGCCUCGGUCGCCGGGGACAGGAUCGACGGGUAUGGCAGCCGACACGGCAUACUCGUCGGCCACGGGAUCACCAACGAUGGCCCGCGGAAGCCGUCGGGCGCGGAGCCUGCAGGAAGAGGGCAGCGACGAGGAUGCGGACGCGGAAGAGACGGCGGAUGAGGACACAACGGAAGAGACAGCGGCGCAGUCGAAGAAGCGGAGACGACGGACACACUACCGGCCACCACCGCAGCGGCUGUCGACCAGCGGGGCGCUGUCGGUGGGCGGGAUUGCGACGGAGCCAGGGACGCCGGUGCCGACGAGCAACCGUCUGCAGGCGCUGCUGCAGCGACGGGCAACGAUGCCAGAUGUAGCACAGCACCGCGGCGGACUGUCGGAGGGCGAGGGUCGCGACCAGCUGGACCGACAGCACAACUGGCGGCGCGGCAGCAUGUGGAUGGGGCGGUCGGAGGAGCACGAGGAGGCAGACAGCCAGGGCGGCGGACGGACGGUCGGCCACUUGCGACGGCGAACAGCGUUUGGCGGCGGGGCAUCGGACAACGAGGCGGCACUGACGUCGCGACGGACGUUCUUCGCGGGCGGCGAGAAAGCGACGCUGUACGGAGCGCAAAAGUGGCGGCAGGUGAAGAACACGUGGAAGUUUCUGCGGCAGAAGCGGGAGGACCGGUUCGACUACCUCAAGUCAGCGGAGCUGAUGGCGGAACUGCGAGCAGGAGCACCGGCAGUGCUGAUGCUGGCGAGCAUGAUCCAGCGCGACGAGCACGGCAACAAGCGAAUCCCGGUGCUUCUGGAGCAGCUGCGGCUGCACGUCAGCGACAGCACACCGAUGCAGGACGGCGACAGCGAGCGACACUGGCUCUUCACGAUCGAUCUGGAGUACGGCAGUGGACCCAGUCGGAUGAAGUGGACGAUCAAGCGGACGAUCCGCGAGAUCCUGGAGCUGCACUGGAAGUACAAGCUGGCGCUGCGCAACGACAAGUACCUGCACACGGUGCUGCCGGUGGGCUCACGGCCGAAGCAGCCGCGGUUUCCGGUGUCGGUGUUUCCGUACGUGCGUGGGCUGCGUGGGCUGGAGAUGGACGACGAGGACGACGCGGGCAGCCUGCACGGCGAAGACGAUGCGGCGGAUGGAGCAGCGGAUGGAGCAGGAAACGGGGCGACAGACGGGCCGGCAGACAGAGGCAACGCAACAGCCGGCGAGAUGACGGCUGGCGAAGGCACGGCGACUGAUGUGGAGGGCGGCGGUGGGAUGCGGCAGCGCCGAAGGACACGGAUGACAGUCCUAGGCAUGAGUCGGCGAUCGUCGGCAGUGAUCGGAGCGGACGGCAGCGGACUCAACGCGGACGGACAGGCGGCACAGGACGAGGCGGCAUUGCGACGCAAAUACGUGGAUCGACAACAGCGGGUGCUGGGAAAGUACCUCACGGAGAUGAUCCACUGGCUAAUCUUCCGGGCAGACAGCAACCGGCUCUGCCGUUUCUUGGAGCUGUCGGCACUAGGAGUGCGGCUGGCGGCUGAGGGCAGCUACCACGGCAAGGAGUGCUUUCUGCACAUCCAGUCGUCCAAGGGGCUAGACUUUCGGCGGGUGCUGACGCCCGGCAAAGUGAUCGAGCGGCACAGCCGCAAGUGGUUUCUGGUGCGGCAGAGCUAUAUUGUGUGUGUGGAAUCGCCAGAGAACAUGAAUAUUUACGACGUGUAUCUGGUGGACCCCAAGUUCCUGAUCGUGUCGAAGAACGCGAAGCGGAAGCAGGCCGAGGCGGCGGCAGCGGAGAAGGACCGGACUCGGAAGGCCAAGAAGGCCAAGGCCAAGGGCACGGGCACGGAGCUGGACCUGACGAGCGAGAUGCUGACAUCGAAGCACCACACGAUCAAGAUCACGACGUCGGAGCGCAAGGUGAAGCUGUGGGCGCGCAACCAGCAUCUGAUCGGGCAGUUUGAGGACUCGAUCGUGGACAUGCUCAAGCAGACGGCAUGGCACCAGCGCCACCGAUUCGACAGCUUCGCGCCGGUGCGCGACGGGGUGUUUGCGCAGUGGCUCGUAGACGGGCGCGACUACAUGUGGAACGUAUCGCGAGCGAUCGCGAUGGCCAAGGACGUGAUCUACAUCCACGACUGGUGGCUGAGCCCGGAGCUGUACAUGCGGCGGCCAGCGGCAAUCAGCCAGAAGUGGCGGUUGGACCGGUUGCUGCAGCGCAAGGCGGGCGAGGGCGUCAAGAUCUUUGUGAUCAUCUACCGCAACGUGGAGGCGGCGGUGCCGAUCGACUCAGAGUACACCAAGUUCUCGCUGCUGAACCUGCACCCGAACAUUUUUGUGCAGCGGUCGCCGAACCAGUUCAAGAAGAACCAGUUCUUCUUUGCGCACCACGAAAAGAUCUGUGUGGUGGACCACGACGUGGCCUUUCUAGGCGGCAUCGACCUCUGCUUCGGGCGAUGGGACAGCCCGCAACACACGCUGGUGGACGACAAGCCGACCGGAUUCGAGGCCGCGAUGGAUGGGUUGCCCAAGGACGCAGACCACUGUCAGCUGUGGCCGGGAAAGGACUACUCGAAUCCGCGCGUGCAGGACUUCUUCAGCCUGCGCGAGCCAUACAAGGAGAUGUACGACCGGACACGGGUGCCGCGGAUGCCAUGGCACGACGUGGGCAUGCAGGUGGUGGGCCAGCCGGCGCGUGACCUGACACGACACUUUGUGCAGCGGUGGAACUAUGUGCGGCGUGGACGCAAGCCGACGCGGCCGACGCCAUUUCUGCUGCCGCCACCCGACUUCCGACGCGAGGAUCUGGAGGGCCUCGGGCUCUCGGGCACGUGCGAGGUGCAGAUCCUGCGGUCGGCGUCGGCCUGGUCGCUGGGCGUGAUGGACGUGGAGUGCAGCAUCCAGACGGCGUACAUCAGCAUGAUCGAGGAAUCGGAUCACUUUGUGUACAUGGAAAACCAGUUCUUCAUCACGAGCACGGAGACGCUCAACGUCAAGAUUGUCAACCGCAUCGGCGACGCGCUGGUCGAGCGGAUCGAGCGGGCACAUCGCAACGACGAGGACUGGCGCUGCGUCAUCAUCAUCCCGCUGAUGCCGGGCUUCGAGGCGUCAGUGGCCGACCAGGAGGGCACGAGUGUGCGGCUGAUUCUGCAGUGCCAGUAUCGGAGCAUCAGCCGGGGCGAGAACAGCAUCUUUGGCCGUCUGCGGGCGGCCGGCAUCGAGCCAGAGGACUACAUCCAGUUCUUCAGCCUGCGGCAGUGGGGGCGCAUCAACAACAAGAGCGUGUUGACGACGGAGCAGCUAUACAUCCACGCCAAGGCCAUUAUUGUGGAUGACCGCGUGGCGCUGAUCGGGUCGGCCAACAUCAACGAGCGGUCGCUUCUGGGCGACCGCGACUCGGAGACGGCGGCCAUUGUGCGUGACCGCGACAUGAUCUCGUCCACGAUGGGUGGCGAGCCGUACCUGGUCGGCCGGUUUGCCCACACGCUGCGCAUGCGUCUGAUGCAGGAGCAUCUUGGCCUGGACACGGAUGCCAUUAUGGAGGAGGAUCGCCAGCGCGAGGCCGAGUUUACGGCCGACAUGGACCAGAUCGUUAACGGCGCGGUCGACUACGGCGAGCUCGCACGCAACAUCCGGCUGGCGCUGUCGGGUGAGGACGACGACGACGAGGAAGGCGAGUCUGAGGCAGCCGAGAUGCAGAGAAAACAGACGCAUGACGUCGAAGGGGGGGGUGAGGACCGAUGGUCGGCAGCGAGAAGCAUCGGGGGAGAUUUGCUGCGAGACUCGACGGUUGUGGAUGGUCGAGAGGUGUUGGUAGGAGAGGGAGAGGGAGAGGGAGAGGGAAGGGAGAAAGGGAAAGGAAAAGAGAAAGAGGAGGAGAAAGAGGAGAGGGAGGACGAGACAGAGAUGUGGCAAAGCGAUGGAGAAGCCGAAAUGCAGGCAAACGACCAUGUUCAGCAAAAGGAACCCCAGGAAAACGAAGCAAACGAAGCGCAGCAAAACGAACCCCCGUCGACCUGUCCGCUGGCCUUUGACAUCCGACUGGCACAAAUCACAAAGGAGUGCAUGCGAGACCCAAUCGACGGGGCCUUUUACGACGACGUGUGGGCGCGCGUGGCCGAGAACAAUACCAAGAUUUACCGGCGCGUGUUCCGCUGCAUGCCCGAUUCCGAAGCCACCAACUGGCACGAGUUCCAGAACUUUACGGCCUACAACCUGCGCUUCCAGGAAAGCAUGGAGAACCGGAAGAAAAACACGACGGCCGAGGCCGAGGGCGGGAGCCGUCCGAACGGCGUCGGCGAAGAGGCACAAGCAGCCAAGCCGGAGAUGGAGAAGGCGGCAGCAAUGGAGGAUGUGCUGAAGCACCGGCCGUCACGCGACGAGUCCUCCGUCCUAGAGGUGCCGAACGAGAAGGACAAGGGGGAGAAGGGCACCGAGCGAAGAGCGACUUUUUCGACACCCAAAAUCAGCUACGAUGCAGCAGAUGGAAAUGGAAGCGGAAACGCCAAAGAGCUGCUGUCCAAGGAAGACGCCGAGACGCUGCUGCAGCUGGUGCAGGGCCACUUGGUGCAGUUUCCGUACGACUGGCUCAGCGUGGAGGAGAGCAACGGCAACUGGCUCUACCAGGUCGACCAGGUGGCGCCGCUGCAGAUUUACUCUGUCUUCGUCUCGGCCGCUCUUCUGGCCGCCUCGGCCACGGCCCAGACCACCUCUGCCUGUGCUGCCGAGAAUAUUGUGACGGCCUGUCUGAGCACCGAGAAUGCCCAGCUGGCCAGCUGCGGCACCAGCGAUUGGGACUGCAUGUGCAAUGCCUAUGUGAACAUCAUCACCUGCUACAACAACUGCCCUGACGACACUGCUCGCAACUCUGCCGUCGGCCAAAAGGAACUAUACUGCAGCUACGCCAGCGCGUAUCCUAGCAUCAACGCACCGCUGACCACAACCGAGACCGCCGCCAUGCUUAAGCCAAAACCCGCAACCACGACCUGCGUUGCCACCGGUAAAAAAAAAUAG